This is a messenger RNA of Triticum turgidum subsp. durum (durum wheat), 1131 nucleotides long. NCBI's taxonomy places the organism in Eukaryota, Viridiplantae, Streptophyta, Magnoliopsida, Poales, Poaceae. The record is from the annotation of a GenBank genome assembly.
AUGGCAGAUCCAAGCAAGGAUAAAGCAGGGGAUUCUAGUGUGGAUAAGCUAUAUGAAAUUUUCAGCAAAAUGUUUGAGCAGCAGCAACAACUCAGAGUGGUUCCUGAAGGAAUCAAAUAUGCACUUGAGCCUAAUCCAGUAAAGCUGGCUGGACCGGGCAAUUACAUUAGCUGGGCACGACAUGCCCAGUUAAUCCUGAGUUCUCAUGGUUAUAAUGACUUGCUUAGUGCUGAUGAAGGAAAACAGCUAAGUGACACUAGUGCAAAACAGGUUAAUGACAGAGUGUUGGUCUGGUUAUUAGGAAGCAUGGAACCACCAAUUCGAGAACAAGUUGAGACUAUGACUACUGUAUCUGAAGUAUGGGCAGCUUUGGAGAAGCAGUUUGCAGGGAGAUCCAAUAAAAUGCAAGGUAAUCGUAUUAUGCAUGAAUUGACAAACCUGAAGCAAGGUGCAAAGUCUGUGACAGAGUAUGCUGGUGAGACCAAAAGACUGUACAGAGAACUGCAUUAUUAUCAUCCCUUUGAGCCCGUUGACAAACAAGACUUGGCUAUUCAUCAUACCUGGUUUGAGCCAUUUGUGAGCAAGCUCUUUCUUGAUGGCUUAAAUGAGGAAUUUGACCUUCGACGCCAACUUAUAUUCUCAAAAACUGAGUGGCUUAGUCUUGAUGAUGUUAUCUCAAGUGUGAUAGAGGAGGAGACUCGGUUGGCUCAGCCUAAGAAUGGCCUAAAGUAUACAGAUGCUCGUGCAGCCUUAUCCAUGCAAGCUCGACGUGCCCCAAAGUUUGUUGGCAAAUCAGAUAAAAACAAACUUUUCUGCAACCAUUGUAAAAGGACUGGACACAUAAAGGAUGCAUGCUUUGAGCUGCAUGGCUUUCCAACUUGGUGGGAAAAAGGAAAGUCUCGGCCAGGGGGAGUUCAUGGAGCAAACAAAAAACAAGCUAACCUCACUACAUCCAAGGGGGAGCUACCAGUGGUCGAUGUGCGAGCUCUUGAGGAUUUUACUUCCAAGCUUAGACUCUCAGAAGGCUCGUCUACUUCCCAGGAUUCCUCUAAAGCUGAAUCUAGUUUCUAUAUCAAUUCACACCAAGGAGCUAGCGACAGGGAGACUGUUGGGGACUGGGACCGUGCAUGA